Molecule: messenger RNA, 360 nt
Organism: Stomoxys calcitrans (stable fly)
Lineage: Eukaryota; Metazoa; Arthropoda; Insecta; Diptera; Muscidae
Exons: 1
Coding region: 1-360 (119 amino acids)
Source: RefSeq, a predicted model, not a curated record
AUGUACACUCGAGGACAUCGACACCACACCUCACCACACCACCAACACCACACCACCAACACCACACCACCAACACCACACAACCAACACCACAUCACUAACACCAGACCACCAACACCACACCACCAACACCACAACACCACACCACUAACACCACCAACACCACACGACCAACACCACACCACCAACACCAUACCACCAACACCACACCACCAACACCACACCACUAACACCAGACCACCAACACCACAUCACCAACACCACACCACCAACACCACACCACACCACCAACACCACAUCACCAACACCACCCCUACAACACCACACCACCUAUACCACUCCACCUCACGAUUUCCGUGA